CAAUCUUGUGAUUCAAUCAUCCGUUCCCUAACCGUUUCACGGUCCAGACAUAUAUCCCGGACCAUGGAGAACAUCUGUGUGAGAUGUUCGAGGCUCGGUCUGACCGCCGGUCGAGCCCGACAUGCUCAUGCGUUAGCUGUCACUUCAAGAACUUUCUCCUCCGCAAGGACAUUGCAAGCGGAGAACGAUUCUAAUGAUAAAGGACCAACCAUUCGUCGCACCCCCACAGGUCCCGAAGAUUCCGUCGAAACUAGACGCAUUCAAACGACACGACCCAAUAAUAACAACAGCCGGGGCAGUCCUCGACCUGGACCUCAAAGACAAUUCAACCCUCAACGGCCCGCACCGACAGGUCCGUCGUCGACCUCAUCCCAAUCACCAUCCUCAUCCUCAUCCACAUCCUCACCAGGUGGUGGACCGACCAUUCUUCGCCGUUCUGGACCCGGCACCGGUCGCCUACAACCGAUUAAUUUGACCGGAGGUCGUGGUGGAGGAUUCGGAGGACCGCCAGGACGAGGAGGCGGAUUCAGAGGACCACCAGGCCGAGGAGGUGGAUUUGGAAGAGGAAGAGGAGGAGCAGCUCGACCAGGUGAUUCACGCAUCCACCGCGCACGAGCCAAAGCCGCUCGCGACCAAGCACAACAAGAACAGGAUGAUGGAUCAACAGACGCAGCGUUUGAUGAAUAUGUGCGCACCAACCUCGAUCCACCGGUCAAUCCGACGGAAGAGAUCGAUCAUGUCCCCGGCAAGAAUAUGUCGUUGGAAGAAUUACGCAAGGAAUGGCCGAAUACGCCAUUGACGAGUGUCGGGUUGGUCGAGAGUGUGCAGCAAAGAAUCGAGUUCUUGUCACAUCGUCUGCAACAUGAUUAUCAGACGCCGAUGCAGUUGGUCGAGAGAUAUCAAAAGGGGAAGUUUGUUCGCUUUGAAAGCGAAGAGGAGAAGGAAACUGUCAUUAAACUGGCGACCGAGCUGGCUCAACAAAAGGCAGAUGAGGCUAAGGCAACAAAGGGCGAGGAUGUGCCGGUUGAGGACAUGAGUUUCAGUAACGUCGCGGAAAGGGCUGAUGAACGAAAAGGUCUGACCGAAGCCUAUGUCAAGGGCAAAUAUCCCGAGCCCGUCAAGCAGAAGAUGCCUUUCAUGGACGACAUCGCACAGGCGCUGAUCAACAACCCUACCUACAACACUCUGCAAGCCGAGGAAUUCUUGAAGUCUAUCGAGACCGCUGUGAGCGCUCAUCGAGGAGGAGCCCGGCAGAAAAGUGCAUAGAUAGGCGUAUGGGCAAAACGGCAAGUCAACCACCUGUAUGAGAUGAAGCGGUGGCUAUACUAUACCAAUGGCACUAUGUACAACUACAAUUACCAAAUUCAAACUAGCCUGAUGCAAACAAAGGGUUCUGUAUCUUUUGGGCCAUCAAAUUCUCAACCUUGUGACGAGAACACGAU
Messenger RNA from Exophiala mesophila, 1442 nucleotides. RefSeq lists its product as uncharacterized. NCBI's taxonomy places the organism in Eukaryota, Fungi, Ascomycota, Eurotiomycetes, Chaetothyriales, Herpotrichiellaceae. Bases 64 to 1266 code for a protein of 400 amino acids. The transcript is spliced from 2 exons. The record is from RefSeq and is a predicted model, not a curated record.